AUGGUUCCCAACCCUACUCCCUCUGUUGAUGAAGAUGUGCAUGUUGAGAAUGUUGAGGGUGUCAAUGAAGACACAAAAUCUGAUGAGGUGUUGAUCAACACCCUUGGUGCUUCUUCUUCUGCUGCUCUCAAGAGACAAAAUAUGACAGUUGUUCGCAAGUACUCUACUCGUUCCUCUGGCAAGAAGAUAGGUUUGGGAUUGAGCGAGAACAAGAAGCGCAAGAAGGUCAUUAUUCUUGAUGAUGAUACUUCUGUUGUGAAGAAUGUCAAGAGAAAGGUUCAAGAUGAUAGUGAUAUUGGUUCUAUGGCUAGAAAACGCAAGAUUGGAAAGAGAAUUCCAGAAAAUGUGCCUGCUGCUCCUUUGGAUAACAUUUCCUUUCAUUCUGAAGAAAGUGUAGGAAAGUGGAAGUAUGUUUUUCAGCGCAGGAUUGUUCAAGAGAGGGAAUUAACUGGUGAGAUUCUGAAUUGUCAGGACAUCAUGGAACUCAUUGAGGCUGCUGGUUUGUUGAAAACUGUUACUGAGAUAGGCAGGUGCUAUGACAAGUUGGUGAAAGAAUUUAUUGUGAAUGUGACUACAAAUUGCACUGUGUCUGGGCAUCCUGAUUUCAGAAAAGUCUUUGUGCGUGGUAGGUGUGUAAACUUUUCACCUGAGAUUAUUAAUCAGUAUUUGGGAAGGAGCACUGUUGACAUGGUUACUGAAGAGCUAUCCUUGAGUGCCAUCACUACUGAACUCACAGCAGGUCAAUUUAAGGUGUGGCAUGUCAAAGGUCUGUUGUCUUCUGCUCAUUUGACUGUGAAGUAUGCUAUUUUGAAUCGCAUUGGUGCUGCAAAUUGGGAUCCUACCACACACAGCUCAGAUGUUUCUUCAGGUUUGCUCCCUAUUGGUUUUCCAUGCUUACUUUGUGAGAUUAUCUUGAGUCAACAUCCUCAAAUUCUCUUUGUUGAUGAGUUCCCUAGGAAGAAAGCUAGUCUUCUCACUAUUGAUUACAGGCUGCUAGCUGGUGCUCAUGUUUCUGAUGUUGCUGGUUUGGUUGAGAUGACUCAGGGGGAGGGUACUUCCUCUCAGAAGACUCCUAGUACUCCUCUUGAUGAGCUUAUUGCGGUGUCUCAGAUGCUUCAGGACACAAUUGCUAGCUGUACCUUGAGGAAGAAGAAUGUGGACACUCUUAUUCUGCAGCUGACUAAAGGCAAGAGGAUUCUUGAAGACAAUGCUGAUGCUAAUGAUCAGGAUGAUGCUGGUACUUCUGAUGAUGACACUACUAGUGAUUAG
Messenger RNA from Lotus japonicus, 1269 nucleotides. RefSeq lists its product as uncharacterized. Lineage: Eukaryota; Viridiplantae; Streptophyta; Magnoliopsida; Fabales; Fabaceae. The transcript is spliced from 2 exons. The record is from RefSeq and is a predicted model, not a curated record. Bases 1 to 1269 code for a protein of 422 amino acids.